GCCGUGACGACCCAAGAGCAGCAUAGCUGCUCCGAAGCUCUCUCUCUCUGAAGAACCGACUAAAAAUAAUCACCCGUCAAUAAAGUAAAACACUCUGUGAACUCUCAGAAAAUUUCUCACUCCGAUCUCGAAGAUGAUCGGCGUUCAGGAUUCAAAGGCGCUGUUCUCUAUGCUGAACGCGGAUCAGCGGCCUUUCGAAGAAAUCGUUAUCGAAUUCAGCUCUAAAUUCCCGCGCACAAAUCAUUUCAAUGUAUGCUGUUCGAUUGCCAUUCUUUUAGAGGAGAAAAAGAUGCUCAAACCAACUCAGCGCUUGGUUGCAUUUUCUAUUCUUCACCAGGCUUAUUCAUCACAGCCAUUUUCUGCCAACCCAUUCAUUUCUUUUCUUAUCAAUGAAGCAUGUGAUGAUGCUGCUGAAAAAAUGGAAAGGGCAUUUAUUCUUCAGUUGCUGGGGUCUUCCACUGCUAGCAACACGAAAGAGGUGCUUAAACAGUCUGCUGUAGAUUACAUCAAAGGAUUUGAUCCUUCAUCACAUGUUUUCUUGCAACGUGAACAGUUGCAAAAGCAACAUUUUGACAAAGUACAGCCUGAACCAUACAAUUGCUUGUUCAGGGGUGCUGCUGUCAAGAAUGUAAUUCCUGAUCCUGAUCUUCCUCAUGGUUGUGAUGCAAAUUCACCAGAGCUUGAAUUUGUACUGCCUGGUGCCAAACCAAGGAUUGGAUCGGGAGAUAGGGAUGUGGCAAUAACUGGGAUGUUGCAAAAUUUAUCACUGGAAGGAUUGGAACCUCAAUGGAUCAGGCCUCUUCCACCACGACUUCCAGUACAAGAUGGAGAGCUUGUGUGGCUAAAUCCUGACAAUAAUCAUGAGCUGUUGUGGGACUAUGGGAUGUGUGCUGACACCAGCAGAGGAGCUGCUUUUAGGGAUUUAAUUGCAAAAGCCUUGAAGGGACCUCUUGCUCCUGCACAACAAGAGCAAGUCUUGGUGGAGUUGGCAAAUGACCCAAAGCUUGUCUACCAUUGUGGAUUGACUCCAAGAAAGUUACCUGACCUGGUGGAACACAAUCCUCUUAUUGCUGUUGAAGUUCUGAUAAAGUUGAUGAAUUCCACUGAAAUUUCAGAAUACUUCAAUGUUCUUGUAAAUAUGGACAUGAGUCUACAUUCCAUGGAAGUUGUGAACAGGUUGACUCAAGCAGUUGAUCUCCCUACAGGAUUUGUACACAUGUACAUCACAAAUUGUAUAUCAUCCUGUGAGAAUAUCAAGGACAAAUAUAUGCAGAACAGACUUGUGAGGCUUGUAUGUGUUUUCUUACAGAGCCUAAUCCGCAAUAAGAUAAUCAAUGUUCAAGAUCUCUUCAUUGAAGUCCAGGCAUUCUGUAUCGAGUUCUCACGGAUUAGGGAAGCAGCUGGACUGUUCAGACUCCUUAAAUCGUUGGAAUGAAUCAUUCCCUUUGAUAUCCAUCUUAUUGUUAGUCUCCAAAGUUACAUGCCUUCUCAUUUUGCUCUUUAGUUUUCCAUUUAUUUUGUAAUCAGUGUACCAAUUGGACGCCUUCAAUCUAUUUCAUAUUCUUAGCCAAUUAGAGUCUUAAUUAGAUCUGCUAUUUCAAUGAACGGCAUGGUUGUCCAUCCAAGUGCCAUCAUUUCAUGGUAGGGCACUAAGUACAAUCCUGUGGAAGCUGUCGAUAAUAAGACCAUCUUAGCUUCGACUCC
Nelumbo nucifera (sacred lotus) is the source of this 1704-nucleotide messenger RNA. Its product is annotated as CCR4-NOT transcription complex subunit. The record is from RefSeq and is a predicted model, not a curated record. Gene Ontology annotation, cellular component: CCR4-NOT complex. NCBI's taxonomy places the organism in Eukaryota, Viridiplantae, Streptophyta, Magnoliopsida, Proteales, Nelumbonaceae.